This is a messenger RNA of Gastrolobium bilobum, 3657 nucleotides long. RefSeq names its product auxilin-related protein 2-like. The coding region runs from base 394 to 3198 and encodes 934 amino acids. Lineage: Eukaryota; Viridiplantae; Streptophyta; Magnoliopsida; Fabales; Fabaceae. Gene Ontology annotation, molecular function: clathrin binding. Gene Ontology annotation, cellular component: intracellular membrane-bounded organelle; vesicle; cytoplasm. The transcript is spliced from 8 exons. Gene Ontology annotation, biological process: clathrin coat disassembly; clathrin-dependent endocytosis. The record is from RefSeq and is a predicted model, not a curated record.
AUAAGAAAAAAGAAAAAGAAAAAAAGUAACGAGUCUUCAUCCUUUAGGCAAAUUCUUCAACAAGGGAAAGAAAAGAAAGCCAAGGUAACAAACACAAAAGAGGGGAAUGGAAUUAGUAAUAUACAGAGAAAGCAAUAAGGCCUAACCAGUAGUACAAAGCAAGAACAAGCAGAAGAAAAAAAAAUAAAAUAAUUAAAAAAAACUAAAAAAAUUAAAGGGGUGCACGGUUCAGAUUCCACCAUUCCGUGUAUCCUCUCACCGUCUCACCUCACCGCGGAUCCACCGUAGAAGGAGGAUACCAUCACUCACCAGAUCUCUCUCUCUCUUAAGCAUAGCUUUUCAUCUUUCAAUUCUCUUGUGGAUCCUCUCUUUUCAUUAUCAAAUUCUCGCACCAUGAACGAUUUCGAUGGUCUCUUAGCAACCGAUUUCGGGCUCAAACCCCAAGGGAAAUCGGCGCCAAUGGCAGCUUCCAAGGGAUCUUCAAAUUCCCUCAACUUCGAUUUAGGUUCCCGAUCCACUCGUUCUUCUAAUUCCUUCACUGCCGAUUCCGCUAAUCAGAAGAAUCCAAACCAAAACGCUGGUGGCUUUGACGAUCUGUUCGGUGGCUCCGUCAAAUCGGAGAAUCGUGGACUCGAUGCUCCCUUCGAUUUGGACUCCAUGUAUCGGGGUUCCAGUGAUUUUGGUUCCAAAUCCGUGAAUUUGCCUGUGUACGACAAACCGGUCUACGACGACGACAUAUUUGACGGCGUCCCGGGCCUAAAGAGCUCCUCUAAGGUCACAUACGAUGGCGUUUUCGCUUCGGGAGGGAGCUCCGGUGGUGCGUUUGAUGAUCUUCUGGGCGGGUUCGGUAAAUCGAAGAGAUCGGAAAAGGAUGAGAAAGUUGCCACUGAUUUUGAUGAUUUGAUCCCUGGAUUCGGGAGCGCUAAGCCUUCCAGUGAUAGGCCCACUCCUGAUAUUGGUGUGUCAUCAGAACCUACUGUCAGUGCAUCUAAAACAUCCUCCAUUGCAACAGAAGACCCUUUCAAUGUAUUUGAAUCAGCUUCCACCCCAGUGGAUUCAUCCUCAGGUCACUUUAAAGACCCGUUGGAAGAAAUUAGUAAAUUUACUAGUUCUAGAAGCACAAAAAAUGAUAGUUCGUCAAAUUCUAAUGGUGGAUUAUAUGAUGAUAUUGAUCCCUUCGAUGGACUUGGAAAAUCUGUUCCAGCAUUCUCAUCAGAGAGAAAUAGCAGGAAGGGUAGCAGUUCCCCGACUCCAAUGUCAAACUCAAGUUCAAGUUGGACCGGAGAUAAAGAAUCAAUUGAGAAAUCGUCUGUGAGGAGUCCUGAGAGACACUCACAAAACAAGAUUCCUGUUGAACAUGAUCAGGAGUUUCAUCGAGCUCCAUUUGACAUGCCUACAUAUUCAUCUGAAUCUAAUAAACCAGUUGGUCAAAGGUCUACUUCCCCUUCAUAUGAUAAUGAUGGUUUUAGACAGGCCAAUACUAAGGGGGAUAUGUCUCCGAGAUUUGAAGAAAAGAUGGAAUCAAAUGAUGAUAUAUGGCUGACGGUAUCAGAGAUUCCUCUUUUUACACAACCAACUGCUGCUCCACCACCUUCAAGACCGCCUCCUCCCCGACCAGUACAUAUCCCCAAGUCAGGAACAGCUUCAUCUGCUUUUGCCAAUGCCAGAAAGAAGGAUAAUGAAUUUUCUUCUUUCCCAAGUUCUACUCGAUUUUCUCAGGGUCCUAAAUCUGCUCCUGCAGCAGCCAAGUUAUCUCCUGCAACUCAGUUUGAUGAACUAGAAGAUUUCGCUAUGGGAAGGAGUCGUGGCAAUGAUGAUGAACAUGGAAGUGGUCUUCUUGACGAAGAAUUAGAGAUGAACUCAGCUGCUGCAGCUAUGAAGGAGGCUAUGGAUAGAGCUGAAGCUAAAUUUAGGCAGGCAAAGGAAGUUAGGGAGAGAGAAAGUACAAAAGCUGCUAGAAGCAAAGAACCUGUGCAAUUGGAAAAAGAUGACAUAGCUGUGCCAGAGGAGAGAGAAAAACAGGAAAGGUUAGACCAUGAGCGGCAGCAAAAGGAGUGGGAGGAAAAGGAGCAAAGAAGACUUGAGAGGGAAAGGGAGGAGAAAGAAAGAGAGCGACAGAGACUUGAGAGGGAAAGAGAAAGGGCAAGACAGGCAGUAGAAAGAGCUACUAGAGAAGCACGUGAAAGAGCAGCUGCUGAAGCUCGACAAAGAGCUGAGAGGGCUGCUGUUGGGAAAGCUAAUGCUGAAGCUAGAGAACGUGCUGAGAGAGCUGCAGUUCAGAGGGCACAAGCUGAAGCCCGUGAAAGGGCUGCUGCUGAGGCAAAGGAAAGGGCUGAAAAGGCUGCUGCAGAGGCAAAGGAGAGGGAAGCGCGGGAAAAAACUGCAGCUGCAAAAGCUGAAGCUGAAGUGCGAGUUAAGGCAGAACGUGCUGCUGUAGAAAGGGCUGCCGCAGAGGCCCGAGAAAGAGCAGCUGCGGAGGCUCGAGAAAGGGCUGCCGCCGCUGCAAGGAUGAACCAACAAAAGAAUGAAAAUGAUCUUGAAUCAUUCUUCAGCAUGGGUGCACGAGCCAACAGUGCUCCAAGGCCUCCUAGGCCUAGCUCUUCAGACUCUGUAUUUGAUGCCCAAUUUCAGCCAGAUGCAACCCGGAAAUCUACGGGUGUAUCUUCAAACAUUAAGAAAGCAUCAUCAUCCACUAAUAUUGUUGAUGAUCUUUCCUCAAUUUUUGGAGCUGCUCCAUCAUCUGGAGAAUUUCAAGAAGUUGAAGGGGAAAGUGAAGAAAGACGAAGAGCUAGGUUGGAACGCCAACAGAGGGCUCAUGAGCGUGCGGCAAAAGCAUUGGCUGAGAAGAAUCAACGAGACCUACAAACUCAAAGAGAGCAAGCUGAGAGACAUAGGCUUGGUGAAACACUGGAUUUUGAAAUUAAGCGCUGGUCUGCAGGAAAAGAGGGGAACUUGCGUGCUUUACUCUCCACCUUACAAUAUGUGUUGUGGCCUGAAUGUGGUUGGCAGCCGGUUUCGUUGACUGAUUUGAUUACAGGCGCAGCUGUUAAAAAGGCUUACAGGAAAGCUACAUUGUGCAUUCAUCCUGAUAAAGUGCAACAGAAGGGUGCCACUCUUCAGCAGAAAUACAUUGCAGAGAAGGUGUUUGAUCUACUCAAGGAAGCAUGGAAUAAGUUCAAUUCAGAGGAGCUUUUCUAAUCUCUGAUGAACUUAGCUUCUUCAAGGUAGUUUGCUCCACCCAUUCUGUUGAGAUGAAGGGGACCCCGCGACCCUGUUUCGGCUGCUCCCCCACUGCAUAUUUGUUUUGAUUCAAAGUUAUAUUGCAUCAAUGGUAAAAAAAAAUUGAUUUCCUUUUGUGGCGUUAGGAUGCCCAAAGUUUACACCGGCGAGCAAUCUUUGAUGUGAUUGAUGUUAUUCCAGGGGGUGGUUGGGUUCUAUACAAAUGCUUAUGAAUGUAGCAUGUUUUGUUGUAAAAUAUCUUUGUGGGCAUCUCUGUCAAUUUAAUUCAUUAUUUCUGUCGAGUGUAAGAGGUCAUGGGCGGUCUUUUUUUUUUUUUUGGUUUUGUUUAUUGUUUUUUCAAUUUUAUUACUUGUGAUAUAGUAUAAUCCCCUGAAUGUAUAUCACACCAUCUUGUGAAUUGACAGAUGAAAUUUUUCC